UUAGUUUCGUUAGAUUUACGUGUAGUCGACUGAAGAUAUAUAAAUUAUAGAGUUGCUCGAAUGGUUCACAUUGUAUAGUGAAACAAAGUCUCUUCUACUAUACAGCAGUCUACUCUUAUUGCUUUGGAAAAUAUAAACAAAAAGAGCGAUUGACGUCGCGUACUCUCGAAUUUAGAAAAUAUGGACACAUCGGAAUUCGUAGAAUUUGCCAAAGCGACUAUAGACUACGUUGCGGAUUAUACUAAUACUGUGAGAAGCAGAAACGUAUUACCGGAUGUGGAGCCGGGUUAUCUCAGUAAGUUACUUCCAAAAGAAGCACCACAAAAAUCCGAAAAAUGGCAGGAAGUGCUCAAAGAUGUGGAAAAAUAUAUUAUGCCAGGGGUGACACAUUGGACCUCGCCGUACUUUCACGCGUAUUUUCCAUCGGGUAAUUCUUUUCCGUCUCUCGUCGCUGAUAUUGUGAGCAGCGCGAUUGGAUGUAUCGUACCUAUCUAUCUAUCAGGGUCUGCCAGUGAAUCUUCAUUCAUAUGUUUACUAGCUGCGAAAGAACGCACAGUGCGUCGAGUGAAACAACUUCAUCCAGAACUGGAUGAGGAUCGCAUCAAAGCCAAACUAGUCGCAUAUACUUCCACUCAAUCUAAUUCUUCAGUGGAGAAGGCAGGAAUUCUAGGAUCAAUGCUAAUGAGGUUGCUACCAGUGGAUGAUAAGUGCUCUCUGCGCGGAGAAACUUUAAAGAAAGCAAUGCAGGAAGAUAUGGAGAAAGGCCUUAUACCGUGUUAUGUCGUCGCUACUUUAGGAACUACCAGCACCUGUGCCUUCGACAAUAUGGACGAGAUAGGACUAAUAUGCAAAGAAUAUGAUAUGUGGUUGCACAUUGAUGCAGCUUACGCGGGUGCAGCAUUUAUUUGUCCGGAAUUUCGAUAUUUGAUGAGCGGCAUUCAGUACGUGGAUUCUUUUAAUGUAAACGUGCACAAAUGGAUGCUUGUAAAUUUUGAUGCUUCGGUAAUGUGGGUAAAAGAUUCGAGACGCCUUGAAGAAACAUUCAGUGUUAACAGAAUAUAUCUUUCACACGAUAAAGAAGGAUUGUUACCGGAUUACAGACAUUGGCAGGUACCGUUGGGCCGACGUUUUCGUUCUUUAAAAUUGUGGUUUGUCAUGCGCAUUUAUGGAGUACAAGGUCUUCAGGAAUAUAUUAGAAAUAACAUAAAACUAGCGCAUUGUUUCGAAACAUAUAUCAGGUCGGAUGAUAGAUUUGAAAUAACCACUGAAGUCAUUUUGGGUCUUGUCUGCUUUCGUAUCAAGGGUGACAACAGUUUAACAAAGGAACUCUUAGAUCGUCUGCAGGCUAAGAAAAAAGUUUUUCUCGUCGCCGGCACGUAUCAUGAUAAACUUAUUGCUAGAUUUGUUAUUUGCAGCCGAUUAUGUCGGGAAGAAGACAUUGCUAUCUCAUGGAAUGAAAUACGCAGUAUAACGACAGAAAUUUUGCAAACAAAACCGAUUCUUAAUAAAGAAUCGAUUAAAAAUGGCAUAAAAUCGACGGACGAUAUUGCGACAAGAAUAGAAAGUUUAAACUUAGAGUCAAAGAAAAAUAUGCAGAAAAUAUCGUAACUGAUCUUUCCUCCGUAAAAUUUCGUGAUUGAUUAAUUAUAUUAUGUAUUAUUUU
This is a messenger RNA of Trachymyrmex cornetzi, 1663 nucleotides long. RefSeq names its product aromatic-L-amino-acid decarboxylase. Lineage: Eukaryota; Metazoa; Arthropoda; Insecta; Hymenoptera; Formicidae. Gene Ontology annotation, cellular component: cytoplasm. The record is from RefSeq and is a predicted model, not a curated record. The coding region runs from base 181 to 1608 and encodes 475 amino acids. The transcript has 10 exons. Gene Ontology annotation, biological process: amino acid metabolic process; catecholamine metabolic process; carboxylic acid metabolic process. Gene Ontology annotation, molecular function: aromatic-L-amino-acid decarboxylase activity; pyridoxal phosphate binding.